Molecule: messenger RNA, 1341 nt
Organism: Penicillium macrosclerotiorum
Lineage: Eukaryota; Fungi; Ascomycota; Eurotiomycetes; Eurotiales; Aspergillaceae
Exons: 7
Coding region: 1-1341 (446 amino acids)
Biological process (GO): secondary metabolite biosynthetic process
Molecular function (GO): monooxygenase activity; FAD binding
Source: RefSeq, a predicted model, not a curated record
AUGGUAUGUAUUCUGACUCUGAUUAUUGUCCACAAUUUUGACGCCGGUACUCUCAAGGCAGUUGAAAAGGUCGGAUUGCACAUCAUCGUUGUAGGUGCAGGCCUCGCUGGGCUUUCUGCAGCCAUAUCGUGCGCUUUGGCUGGCCAUACGGUCACCGUCCUGGAGGCAGUGAAGGAACUUGCAGAAGUUGGUGCCGGCCUUCAAGUCACACCUAAUGGCUCGCGUCUUCUCAAAAGCUGGGACCUGCCUCAGGUCAUGUGGGACCAAGCAGCCGAGCCGACACAGUUGUCUGUACAUCGAUAUUCUGGGCCGGUGCUGGCCCGCGAGGUGGACUUUGACAAGAAUAUCCGAAGGAAAUACGGUGCGCCCUUCGUGGAUCUACAUCGAGUGGAUUUGCAGCAAGCGUUGUACGAAAGGGCGAAGCAGUUGGGAGUGAAGUUCCAUCUGAAUCAACGCGUACAAACUGUCGAUCCCUCAGUUCCAUCGAUCACUACGGUUUCGGGGCACGAAUACCACGCUGACCUAAUAGUUGGAGCCGAUGGCUUGUGGUCACGAACUCGAGAAUGCUUCCUAGGAACUGCCGAUCCGCCCAAGCCGACAGGAGACUUGGCAUAUCGAAUUGCUCUGACUUUGGAUCAAAUCAAGGAGCCAGCUUUACAAGACUGGGUUCGCCAUCCAGAAGUCCAUUUUUGGAUUGGUCCCGGAUCCCACGCGGUUGGAUACUCCUUGAAGGCAGGCACAAUGUAUAAUCUUGUAUUACUUGUACCCGACGAUCUCCCCCCAGGUGUCUCGAAGCAACCUGGAAAUGUCGAAGAAAUGAAAAAGCUGUUCGAAGGCUGGGAUCCCAUUCUUACUCUACUUCUAGGCUACGUUGACAGCGUUGACAAGUGGAAACUUAUGCAUAGAGAGGAGCUACCAUCUUGGAUUAACGAAGCCAAUAAUUUUGUCUUAAUAGGCGAUUCUUGUCACCCCAUGCUGCCCUAUCUUGCACAGGGCGCUAAUUCGUCCAUGGAGGACGGAGCGGCCCUAGGGACUAUCUUAAAGUCCGUCACAAAAAAGGAGCACCUCCCGAACGCCUUGCAUACAUUUGAAAGGCUUCGAAAGUUGCGAAGUGAGGCUAUAGCUAGGGAAACAUUCAAGCAGAGGAAAGAUUUCCACAUGCCAGAUGGCCCUGAACAAGAAGCGCGAGACAAAAUAUUCGCGUCGCAGCUUGGAAAAGAAAUUACUGGUGCUUUUCCCAGCCGAUGGACAUGUCCCGUUGUCCAAUCAUGGAUAUAUGGGUAUGACGCGAUAGCUGAGGCUGAAAAAUUGCUCCAACGCAAAGAACAGCCCAACAUUUAA